Manacus vitellinus (golden-collared manakin) is the source of this 1040-nucleotide messenger RNA. RefSeq names its product growth arrest and DNA damage inducible gamma (gene GADD45G). Gene Ontology annotation, cellular component: nucleus; cytoplasm. The coding region runs from base 1 to 474 and encodes 157 amino acids. The record is from RefSeq and is a predicted model, not a curated record. The transcript has 3 exons. Lineage: Eukaryota; Metazoa; Chordata; Aves; Passeriformes; Pipridae. Gene Ontology annotation, biological process: regulation of cell cycle.
AUGUGUUUCCUCUCCCGGGGGUGCCCAAACCGGACCCACGACACCGCUGUUGUCCCGGCGGCGGGACCGGGGGAAUGUGCUCAGUCGGGGCGGCGGGGGUGGCCGGCGCCGGCCGCGGGGCUCAUCGAGACGCCGCUUCUCUCUUACAGCGACCCUGACAACGUCGCGUUCUGCGUGCUGGCCGCGGACCAGGAGGACGAGGGGGACAUCGCCCUGCAGAUCCACUUCACUCUGAUCCAAGCCUUCUGCUGCGAGAACGACAUCGACAUCGUGCGGGUGAACGACGUGGCCAAGCUGGCGGCCAUCGUGGGGCCCAGCGAGGAGUCCGGGGAGCCGCGGGACCUGCACUGCAUCCUCAUCACGAACCCGAGUGAAGAAGGCUGGAAGGACCCAGCUCUUGAAAACCUGAACUUGUUUUGUGAAGAGAGCCGAAAUGUCAAUGACUGGGUGCCAACCAUCACCCUGCCCGAGUGAUGGUGACCCGGUGCACUGGGGAGGCUGAAACCUUUGUUGCAUUCUCAACGUGGUGUGGGUUCACCAAACUGCGCAACAAGCUGCUGAUUCCAUGGAUUAGCCUGGUCAAGAGACUGGAUUAAGGUCCCUCAGACUGGCAUGCAGUGGGCUCUUACAGAGGAGAAAGAGAGAACAGCUCACCUCACCAGUGAGCCUCAGUAGGCUGCAACCAUGGAGAGGCUGACAUACCAUGGAACUGAAAGAAGUAUUGCAAGUUUGUCAGCCAUGUGGAGCUGUUUCAGAAGGGAGAGAGAAAGUUGGGGGAAGUGGGCCAAAACUUUCCAGAAGGACUGGAUAGAGUUCUGGAACUAGGAACUGUUGGUGCUGUCUGCAAAACACACAGGAGAAAGUUUCAAUAUUUGGUGGACUGCUGGGGACUGGUUACUGAGACAAAUACAGAGAUUCCAAAGCAGACAGACUUCAACAGGCCUCUUGGGUCACUCUGCAGAACUGGUUUAAUAAUGCAAUAACUUUUAUUGAAAUAUUUGCUGCUAUUGAAGCUUUCAUAAUAAAUUUUUGACAAUUAA